AUGGGGAGAGGGAAGAUUGUAAUUCGAAGGAUCGAUAACUCAACCAGCCGACAAGUUACUUUCUCUAAAAGAAGGAAUGGGUUGUUGAAGAAGGCUAAGGAGUUGGCUAUCUUGUGUGAUGCCGAAGUUGGACUCAUUAUCUUCUCUAGCACCGGGAAGCUCCACGACUUCACGAGUUCAAGUAUGAGAAAUGUGAUCGAGCGAUACAACAAAGUGAGGGAGGAACAUCAUCGACUGCUGAAUCCCAUUUCAGAAGCCAAGUUUUGGCAAGGAGAAGCAGUUCAGUUGAGGCAACAGCUUCAGUAUUUGCAACAAAACCACAGGCAGCUGUUGGGAGAAGAACUUUCUGGUUUGAAUGUCAAUGAUCUGCAGAAGCUGGAAAUCAAACUGGAAAUGAGUCUAAAAGGUGUGAGAAAAAAGAAGGAACAAGUUUUAAUGGAUGAAGUAAAAGAAUUAAACCACAAGGGGAGUUUUGUUGGCCAAGAAAAUAAAGAACUGCACGAGAAAGUAAACCUCCUGCGCCAAGAAAACACAAAAUUGCAGAAAGAGGUUUAUGAAUUAUGGAGCAUGGCUGAAGCAACCAAAAGCUCAACCACAGAUAUGCAUCACAAGAAUUACGAGUUGCAUGCACCCAUAAAUCUCCAGCUAAGCCAGCCACAGCCACAGAAGAACUGCAUAUCAGUAGAAACCAUGAAAUUGGGGUUACAGUUGAACUCCAAAGCAAGUUGAAAGCUGGUCGAUAUCAGAGGAUCCUCAUAUCAACUAAUUGCCAAGCAACAGCCA
This is a messenger RNA of Cynara cardunculus var. scolymus (artichoke), 783 nucleotides long. RefSeq names its product MADS-box transcription factor 23. The record is from RefSeq and is a predicted model, not a curated record. Gene Ontology annotation, cellular component: nucleus. Bases 1 to 729 code for a protein of 242 amino acids. Gene Ontology annotation, biological process: positive regulation of transcription by RNA polymerase II. Gene Ontology annotation, molecular function: DNA-binding transcription factor activity, RNA polymerase II-specific; protein dimerization activity; RNA polymerase II cis-regulatory region sequence-specific DNA binding. The transcript has 8 exons. NCBI's taxonomy places the organism in Eukaryota, Viridiplantae, Streptophyta, Magnoliopsida, Asterales, Asteraceae.